Messenger RNA from Sabethes cyaneus, 2076 nucleotides. Its product is annotated as glia-derived nexin-like. The transcript is spliced from 5 exons. Gene Ontology annotation, molecular function: serine-type endopeptidase inhibitor activity. Lineage: Eukaryota; Metazoa; Arthropoda; Insecta; Diptera; Culicidae. The record is from RefSeq and is a predicted model, not a curated record. The coding region runs from base 226 to 2007 and encodes 593 amino acids.
UGUGUGAUUUGUCGUAUUUAUUAGUAACUUGUCACUGCGGUGCAGACUCGUUGCUGCACACCGGAAUCGAUUCACAUCGAUUGAGAGUUUUGUUGUUGGGGAAAACCCCAAGGUUGCAGACCUAUCGACGGAAAGGUGUAGUGUGAUACGUGCAAUAUUCGGUUCUACGUCGAGUUAUGUGCUAACGAAAGGACCUGGACUAGAUCAAAGCAAGAGUCAAUCAGGAUGGACAAGUGUUUAUUCCUAAUAGCAAUCACCACGAUAGCAGCAUCGUUGGUUAGUGCGCAAACAUCAGCACAAGUACAGAAUCGUCAAAUCUGGAAUAGCUACUGUUCUCAGUCAUCCAGAGGGAAUGUGGCAGCACUAAUGCAUGCCUUCAGCGGUAUCUGUUCCAAUGCCGAUCCGAUUAUAUGCUGUGAGUUGGUGGCGCAAAUUAUUCGAUCCUAUCCGGAUAUGCAUCUCUGUCCAUCUGACACGGGCUAUCAACUAAGCCCGACGGGUUGUGGUAACGAUCAUCAGAGCAAUGCAGCUCCUCCGAGUGAAACUCCGAGGCCAAGCAAUUUUCACUUUCCAGCGGAACAAUUUCAGCCAGAAGCACCAAUACGUAGAGCCGACGAACACAAGACUAGCGAAGGUGCACCUGCCGGGCAUGUUGAAGUGGUGGAGAUAGUGUUCAACUACAACCCCCACGACAACGUUCGGGUAUCCAUUCCGGUUCCAAAGAGUAGCACAAUGCAAGCCAGCGGUCAUACGCAGCAGCCGGUUCCGAUCAGAAAUACACAGAACGGGCGUCCUGUGGGUCAACAGUCUAGUCCGGCUCAGCAUUUAACUCCCCCUGCCGAACUGACGGAUGAUGACGAAGAUGGGCCAGUAGUGCUGUUAAACACACCAGGACAUCAGGCAACGAAGUUUGCUUUAAAUUUGUUUAAGACAAUUGACCGUCCACCAAAUGGCGACUCCGUUAUAAGCCCGCUGCUACCACAGCUGCUACUGUCCAACCUGAUUGAUUUUGCCAACCCUGUAACGCAGCGCCAGCUGAUACAAGCCAUUCAUUUGUAUCCGGAACAGUUGGACAAAAUGACCAAAACGCUCCAGGAUGUUUCGAGAUCCACCGUCAACACGGUGGAAUUCGCUUCCGUCAAUUUUGUGGCCACUAAUCUCAAGCUGAACAAAUCCUUCACGGAAAAUGCUCGACUGCGUAAUGUUGACGUUCUGCCGGUAAAUUUCAAUCAACCGAACCAGGUAGCUCGGACGGCUAACAAAUGGGUUUCGGACAAAACUCACCGUCUGAUCAAUGAAAUCGUCAGCCCUGGAUCAUUGAGUUCAAACACGCGUUUACUGCUUGCCAACUCCAUAUUUUUCAAAGGCAAAUGGAAGUACACAUUCGUUCAAACGGAACCGGGUCAGUUCGAGUCAUCUCCGGGGAACACGCACAAUGUCAAUAGCAUGUAUCAGCUGAAUAAACUUCGUUACGGUGAAUUGAAAUUUCCCGACGGUAACGGUUUUCGCUGGGUGGAGUUGCCCUACGAAGGGGACACGCUAGCAAUGUUAAUACUGCUGCCAUUAAGACGUCAUCAACUGGAAGCUUCCCUUCAGCAACUGCAAGCGGAGGAUCUCGCACGAAUAAUGGCCCAGAUUGACAAUUCCUUUAUCACCACGAAGGUUAAUCUUCGUCUGCCGAAAUUUACACUGACUGAUUCCGUGUCUCUGAAUGGACCCCUCCAGCGGCUCGGUUUGGAUUCAAUCUUCCACGAUGGAGAUUCGCUGCGGCAUUUGAGUAAUGAGCAGGUUGUCGUAUCGGAUGUAACUCAACGGACGUACCUGAGCGUAGACGAACAGGGAACGAAAGCUACCUCGGUGGCGUCGCUGUCGAUUGUGCCGCUAAGUAUUACCACACCGUACCGGGAGAUUCGCUUCGAUGUGGACCAGCCCUUCCUGGCGAUGAUUGUUGACAAGAACGAACGGUAUCCGGUUUUCAUCGGACAGAUCUACGAGCCAUACGAGUGACGUUUACUUUAAGUAAGUGAAUGGAUGGACUUUGCUAGGAAGAACAUUUGAUUUUCUAGCAGCCAUCCA